GCUUUCCUAGCGGAGGGGCCGGUGGGGGAGGAGCAGGCAGGGUGGAACGUGGGUUGAACGUUGCACUCGUGGUGUGGAGCUCAGGCUGGAACAGGAGUUUGGAGGAAGCUGGUACGAAGAAGUGGAGAGUCCGCUGAGGAUAAAAGAGCAGACGGAAUAGUUUCCUUCGGCUGCCGAAGGUUCAUUGAAAAAUCCUUAGUGAUAUUGACAUGUUUCAAGUGACAUAAAUUAGCCAAUGACUCGGAAUGAUGGAUUCCCCGAAGAUUGGAAAUGGUUUGCCAGUGAUUGGACCAGGGCCUGAUAUAGGGAUAUCUCCACUCCACAUGGUGGGGUAUUUGGGAAAAAAUUGUGAUUCAGCUCAAGUCCCAUCAGAUGGGUAUUGCCCUGCUUGUAGAACGAAGGGAAAGUUAAAAGCCUUGAAGUCUUACAGAAUUAGUUUUCAAGAAUCUGUCUUCUUGUGUGAGGAUCUGCAGUGCAUCUAUCCCUUGGGCUCUAAAUCACUUAAUAACGUAAUUUCUCCUGAUUUGGAAGAUUGUCACACUCCAAAUAAGCCUCAGAAAAGAAAGAUCUUAGAAACCAACAGUAGCGAUUCACCUCUUUUAGCAAAUUCCAAAAAGACUAAAAAUCAUAUUGGUAUCGAUGGUGAACAAGUUUUGAACAGUAAACAUAAUGAAGAAGAACGUGACGAAACCUCAUCAGACGUACCUGGUUUACUACCCGACUGUCAGCAGAAUCCUGUUAGGACAGCUGAUUCCUUGGAGCAGAAUGAGAUUUUGGAAGCUGAUAUUGAUGUGGCCACUGAAGAAGAUUUUACUACAGUUGAUGCUUCUGCAACUGGAGGGUCUUCCCCUCAGAAUGAAGGAUGCACAUCUGAACUGGAAGUGCCAUUGGAGAGCAAACGUACCUCAUUUUGCCAGACUUCAUGUGUCCAGUGGAAAAACACACAUGCUCUCUGUUGGUUAGACUGUAUCCUGUCAGCAUUGGUGCACUUGGAGGGACUAAAAAAUACUGUGACUGACUUGUGCUCUGAAGAGGAAUCUGUGUUCAGGCGGUUGUUUACCAGGUAUAAUCAAGCCAAUGAGCUUCUUCUCACCAGUCAGUCAGAUGGAGUUAAAGGCGGAGAGUGUAAAAAACUUCAUUCAGAAAUAUUUCCGAAGAUAGAGACCUGUCUGAAUGAAGUCAGAGAUGAAAUUUUUAUUAGGCUUCAACCUCAGUUGAGAUGCACAUUAGGUGACAUGGAAAGCCCUGUGUUUGCAUUUCCUCUUCUCUUAAAAAUAGAACCUGACAUCGAAAGGCUCUUCACAUAUUCUUUUUCUUGGAAUUUUGAAUGUUCACACUGUGGACACAAGUAUCAAAACAGAUGUAUGAAGAAUCUGGUCACCUUUACAAAUGUUAUCCCUGAGUGGCAUCCACUUAACGCUGCCCAUUUUGGUCCAUGUAACAACUGCAACAAUAAGUUACAAAUAAGAAAAAUGGUAUUGGAAAAAGUGUCCCCCAUGUUCAUGCUGCACUUUGUGGAAGGCCUACCACACAAUGACCUGCAGCGCUAUGCAUUUCAUGCUGAAGGCUGUCUUUAUCAGAUAAGUUCUGUAAUUCAGUACCAAGCAAAUAAUCAUUUUAUAACUUGGAUUUUAGAUGCCGAUGGAUGUUGGCUGGAAUGUGAUGACUUAAAAGGCCUGUGUUCUGAAAGGCGUGAGAAAUUCAAAGUUCCUGCCUCAGAGAUACAUAUUGUGAUCUGGGAAAGAAAAGCAUCCCAAAUGACAGAUAAAGCAUCUGCCUCCCAGCCACUUAAAAAGCCUAGUGAUCAGCAUGCUUUCGGUGAUGAGAAACCAGCAUCUCCAGCACUGUGUCAUUUAGGCGAUGCCGCCUCAGCGGAAAUGGCCUUGGGAACUUACCCCACAAAUGUGUCCGUUGCUCCUAAUACUCUUUCACAGGAUGACGCCAUAGCUAUUGGACAUCAUUUACUUUCAAGUCCAAAAGGUUUAGCUGACAGUAUGUUACCUUUGACGCUGCAAGAAAUACAGGUUAAUUCUGAAGGAUUUUUAUUAGAAAAUAAAGCUGUGGCAGAAAAUGCAGGAGUUGUCAAAACAGAUACUUUGCAAUCUCAAGAAUCACUAAUAGCAUCUUUAGUAUCGGCUCCAUGCAAAGACAAGCUUACCCAAGACCAGCGUGUGGAUUUAAGCUUUUCAUCUCAACUUGUAAAUAUGAAGAUGCCGUCAAUACAGCCGAAUACAGAAGAUACUGUAGUUUGUAAACCUGUGAAUGGCAUUCAUGCUGCUGACCCUAUACAGGAAGUAACGUCAGUAGAAAUUGAGGGCACAGUUGCCCUAGAGAAAGAUGCUCCAUCAAAGCAAUUUCUUUCACCAAAAACUGAGAAAAUAAAACCAGAACAGCAUGUUACAUCUCAGGUGUCUGAUUUGAAGGAAAAAGAAACAGCAGCAUUUUCUCAAACCGUAACAGCCAAGUCAUUACAGAAUCCAGCUCUGAAAGAAAAUCAGAAGAAACCAUUUGUGGGAAGUUGGGUUAAAGGCUUAUUAAGCAAGGGUGCUUCUUUUAUGCCACCGUGUGUUUCAGCUCAUAAUAGAAACGCUAUAACUGAUUUGCAGCCUUCAGUUAAGGGGGCGAGUAAUUUUGGUGGCUUUAAAACUAAAGGUUCAAAACAAAAGGCUAACCGGGCAUCCAGGAAAGCUCCCAGGUGUGCAGGUAAGGGCCCUCCAGUUAGCACCCCUCCACCCAGCCAGCCAUCAGCAGUCAGCCCAGCUUCUCUGCAUGGUAAUGGUCACGUGGACCUUUUGAAGAAAUGUGAAAACGCCUCAUACGGCUCGCACCUUAACCACAGCUCUCAUGGAAGUGAAAAUGGUGUUUCUUCAGCCAACCACAGAGACUCAGCUGAGGAUCAGGUUCAUAAACUUCGUCUAAAACUGCUUAAAAAACUUAAGGCUAAAAAGAAGAAAUUAGCUGCUCUUAUGUCUUCCCCCCAAAAUGGAGCGCUUGCAGGUGAAAAUUCAGAGCCCGUGUCCCACUGUGGGUCUCCAAAUGAUUGUGAAUCAAUAGAAGACUUGUUAAAAGAACUACAGUAUCAGAUUGACAUUGCCGAUAGCAAAUCUGGAUGCACCACAGUUCCUAGUGUUUCCCCGUACAGCGGUCAAACUCACGAAGAAAUUUUAGCAGAAUUACUGUCCCCUACAACUGCUGUUGCAACAGAGCUCUCAGAACACGGGGAGGCUGACUUUAGGUAUUUAGAAAUGGGAGACAACCACAUCCCAGCACCAGAACCUAAUGAAUUAAACAGCAUUCCCCAGAACACACAUCUGAGACAGGACCAUAAUUACUGCAGCCCCACCAAGAAGAGUCACUGUGAAGUGCAGCCAGACUCACUCACAAAUAAUGCCUGUCUUAGAACACUGAACUCAGAAAGUCCCAUGAAAACUGAUAUCUUUGAUGAGUUUUUUUCUCCUUCAGCAUUAAACUCUUUAGCAAAUGACACAUUAGACUUACCUCAUUUUGAUGAAUAUUUGUUUGAGAAUUGUUGAAUGUUUGUUAACUCUUUUUAGUUUAAUAUUUAUUAUUACUCUGGGAAAAACCUGUGUUUUUAGGUAGUGUUUGUACAACUGGCCUUAUCAUGAAUAAAAUGUGAGCUACUGGAAGGUUCUGUAUACCUUGGGUUAGGCCCAUGAAGCAUGUGAUCUGUUUUACAAAUUUAAAUGAUCAAGAAUUUGUUCCUUUUUGGCUUUAUUCUGUAUUUGUAGAAGAGUGAGGAUUUCAGAGUGUUAACAGUGAAAAGUAGUGUAUAGUUUCUGGCAGUUUGUGUAGUUGGGGACACUAAAUUUCUGCAUUGUCAAUCUUAGUCACCUUGGUUCAGGGAAAACACUCGUUGACACAGACUUAAGUUACUGUAUAUGAUACAUGAUGUGUGACUUGUUUUGCUAGUGGUUCUGUGGUCCCAUGUAAGAGCCUAAGCCUGUUUCUCCCACCAGUAGAGUGUGUAGAAUGAAAACGUCUUCUCCGUUUCCAUUUGUCUCCUCUUUUUCUCCUUAGAAAAGAUGGCAGGACACUUGUUACUAGAACUUUACAUGAUGUUAAGUGAUCAAAAAAUGAUCUCUUAACAGGAAAAAGUAAUCUAUUUUUGUGUUGAUGUGUUAAGAGUUUACAAGUAUCAUCAUCUUUCUCCCUCAAGAUAUUUAUUUCUGUAACAAAAGUGGGACACCAUCUAACAGGUAUAUUUUGGGAGAAGAUAAUAACCAGUGCAUAUAAGGCUUACUAUAUGUUGGGCUCUAUCAUAAAUGAAACAUUAAUUCAUUUAAACCUCAGCAUUUCUGCUAGCAGGGUGUUUUAUCAUGAGUAACAGAUGAGGAAACAGCACAGAGCUGUUGCAGAGCUGAGACUGGUUAGUCUAGCAGUUAGAAGUGCUCCACCUCUAGCUUCGCUUAAGUUUGGAUGCCCAAACAGCACUGCUGCUCUAGUAAUUUGAAUUAGUAGCAGCAGUUACUAAGGUUUAAGGGUGGCAGUCUUGGGGAAGAAUCCUUUGCUAGGCACUGAGCGCUUCAAAAUUCAUUUGUCCGAUUUACUUCCCAAUCUCCUCCUCCCCUUGUUUCUGAUUACAGAAGUAACCCAUGUUCAUUGUAAGGAAAAACCAGGAAAAUACAGAAACACCAGGAAGAUCUUGGAGCAUUCAUCUUAACACUUUUGCAAACAAUUUCAUUUCUCUCUGCAUAAAAGACUUUAAGAAAUAAAAAUGAGAUUCUCUUGUA
Molecule: messenger RNA, 4751 nt
Organism: Sus scrofa (pig)
Lineage: Eukaryota; Metazoa; Chordata; Mammalia; Artiodactyla; Suidae
Gene: USPL1
Product: ubiquitin specific peptidase like 1
Biological process (GO): protein desumoylation; Cajal body organization
Cellular component (GO): Cajal body
Molecular function (GO): SUMO binding
Source: RefSeq, a predicted model, not a curated record